Molecule: messenger RNA, 1002 nt
Organism: Funneliformis caledonium
Lineage: Eukaryota; Fungi; Glomeromycota; Glomeromycetes; Glomerales; Glomeraceae
Source: the annotation of a GenBank genome assembly
AUGGGGUUUCUCAACCAAUAUUAUGGAAUUACACAAUCUUCAGAAAUAGAUGAUUAUUUAAUCGUAAUGGAAUGUGCUGUUCAAGGAAGUAUUAGAUUAUACCUGAAUGGAAGAUUCAACACAAUGAGUUGGUAUGGAAAGAUGAAUAUACUCACAAACAUAACACGUGGAUUAGAGUGGAUGCAUGAAAUCAGAAACUCUUAUACUUUCACUCCUACUCCGCUUCUUUAUGUUAGUCGUCUUGAAGCUGUUUAUCAUAGUAGAUUAUUGAAAUUUGAUGAUAUGCUUAGAAUCCUUAAUACUGACGGAAGGUUCAAGCUGCAAAAUUCUUAUUUAGAUUCCGUCUCAGAUUUUAAAGAAUUGAGAACACUGAAUCUUUUCUAUGCUGACAAGACCAUGUAUAUCGAAAGAAUUGAGAACAAUAGAUUUGUCCUAAUGUUCUUGCGACCAAAACGAUUCGGCAAAUCACUGUUAUUGUCCACACUUAAAUAUUUCUACGAUAUUAACGAAGCGCCAUAUUUCCGGUCAUUAUUUGGAUCGCUCGAUAUAUGCAAGCAUGCGUCAGAGCUGUCACACAACAAGUUCCUUAUCCUUAAGUGGGAUUUUUCUAAGAUUCAAAGCUCGGUACAUUUUCGUUCUCAAUUUGAUGAUUGGUCAAGUGGAAACGAAAAUGUUUAUAAGAUAAGAGAUGCGCGUUUAUCGGCAAUUGUGGAUAAGAAGCUCGAACAGUGGCAACGGCACGGAACCGAUAUGGUUGCACUUAAACGAUUGCAUAAUUAUCACUAUGGGAUUUCUCAAUCAAGUAUGCCAUCUCCAAUCUUUGAAUAUCGAAUAUUGCAUGAUAAUAGUAACAUCGUUCAGUAUAAUGGAAUUACACAAUAUGAUUAUAUGAUCGUAAUGGAAUGUGCGGUUCAAGGAAGUAUUAGAUCAUACCUGAAUGGAAGAUUCAACACAAUGAAUUGGUACAAUUGGUGUGGAAAGAUGAAUAUACCUCAAGCAUAA